GUAUGCGUACUUGCCAGAAUCUUUGGAUUUCGAUCAUACUUUUAUAGAACAAAGAUGACAGGCAAAAGGUGUUCCGAACAACUAGACCCCGACCAAUAUCGGCAAAACCAAAGACGCCAACGAGCUAGACCUUCUUUGGCCUGUGCAAUUGGGGAGGUUGUAAAGAUGAAUUUUGUUCAAAAUUUUUGCGAAGUGUUAGAGCCGAUGCUUCGAAGAGUGGUGAAUGAGGAGGUUGAGAAUGCCCUAAGAAGAACAUUAUCUUGCACUAACUCGAAUGCCAUGCGCUUCAAGUCACUCGAACCCUCAACCAUGCAGCUUAAAUUCAGAAAGCAUCUUACACUCCCAAUAUUCACAGGAACCAAAAUACUAGAUGAAGAUGGAAACCCCCUUGAGAUAUAUCUUUCUGACAUUAACAACAAUCAACAAUCAACCUUUGCUGGUACUAUGAAGUUACAGAUUGUUGUGUUAGAUGGGGACUUCCCUUCUGUUGAGGGUAACAUAUGGACAAGUGAUGAUUUUGAAAAGCAUAUAGUGAAGGAACGAAGAGGCAAAAGGCCGUUGCUUGCUGGAGACGUAAGUGUUACCAUGAAGGAUGGUGUUGUUUUCCUUGGUGAUAUUGAGUUAACUGAUAACUCAAGCUGGAUUCGUAGCAGGAAGUUCAGAAUUGCAGCGCGAGUUGUUCAAGGACCGAGUCAUGAACUUGUUAUACGCGAGGCUAUGACUGAAGCCUUUGUUGUUAAAGAUCAUCGUGGCGAAUUGUACAAGAAGCAUCAUCCGCCGAUGCUCGAUGAUGAUGUGUGGCGUUUAGAGAAGAUUGGAAAAGAUGGAGCGUUUCAUAAGAAACUCGUUGCAAAUAAUAUCAAAACCGUUCAAGAUUUCUUAAGGCUUUCGAUUGUUAAUGAAUCUAAGCUUAGAACGAUUUUAGGACUUGGGAUGUCGGAUAAAAUGUGGGAAGUAACGAUUAAUCAUGCGAGAAGAUGUGUUCUUGACAACAAGCUAUAUGUAUCUCGUGGACCAAACCAUAGCAUCUUCUUCAACCCUAUAUGCCAAGUAUCUAAAGCAGUAAUCAACGGAGAAACUUUUAAUGGCAGAGAUCUUUCAAGGCUAAAUAGGGCGCAUAUUCAAAAAUUUGUUGCAGAGGCUUAUCAAAGAUGGAACUCAUUGGAAGUAGUUGAUGGUCUUUUGAAUGACAUCCCACUUUUAACACAAGGUGAUAUGGUAGAUCAACAUCCAAGUAUCUGUGCCAUAACAACGGGGACAUAUGAUGGUCGAGUUUUUCGGGCAGAUCAGACCUCAGAGUUAGCAUUUGUGUCGAACCAUGACAAUGUUGGUGUGAUGGGUUCGGCUUAUUAUUACUCUCCGGUUAAUGCUUACAACUUCUCAGAAUCAUCAUCACAAGGCGAACUUUCGGCAACAUACAAGUUCAUCGAUUAAUUUUGAUUUGUUAAUAUAAUCAACAUGGAAAUUUGUAAAUAGGUACCUCAUUUCAUGGUGAUACAAAACUACUAUAUAUUAGCGAUAUAUUUACUUUAUAUAUUUAACAUUUACUAGUGGGGUG
Helianthus annuus (common sunflower) is the source of this 1558-nucleotide messenger RNA. Its product is annotated as protein SAR DEFICIENT 1. Gene Ontology annotation, cellular component: nucleus. The transcript is spliced from 7 exons. Gene Ontology annotation, molecular function: DNA-binding transcription factor activity; calmodulin binding; sequence-specific DNA binding. The coding region runs from base 55 to 1434 and encodes 459 amino acids. Gene Ontology annotation, biological process: regulation of salicylic acid biosynthetic process. NCBI's taxonomy places the organism in Eukaryota, Viridiplantae, Streptophyta, Magnoliopsida, Asterales, Asteraceae. The record is from RefSeq and is a predicted model, not a curated record.